ACGAGUGAAUGCAGCUGCGCCGGUGGAGGAAUCCAUGGUCAGGGACCCGAACUCCUUAAUGAGGGCGUAGAGGGUGGCAAUGUCCUGCCGAUCAUAGAGAUCGGUGAGGAGUUGCCACAGUCCGAUUCAGAUUUUCCUACCAAUUCUUCCCAGAUACUUUCUGUCCCGUUAUGGAAUAAGCUUCAUCGGCUACCUGGCUCCGUCGCCCUGUCUGCCACUUGCUCCCCGCUGCCGUGCCGUCCCUUCUUUCUCAGGUGUCUGGACGUCGACCCUGAAGCGGAAGGACGAUAGCUGCGUGAGAGACGUACGCGAUUCCGGUGAUGGCUUCCGAAUUAGCAUCUGCUACAGUGUCACUCAGAAAAGAGGAGCCGGUUAUUAUCCAUAUAACUUCUGCAGAUGUUCAGAACGCGUCGGUUCCAGCACCAGCAGAUGCUGCAGGGCCGGCUUCAGAUGUGGCGAUUGGAGGGGAGACAGACACGCAGUCAUCAGUACGCCUUUCUGACGCGAUUACCGUUUUAAAGGCUCGUGUUGGGGCCUGCUUAAACGAGUAUAUUGAGAAGCAUGAAGGAGGAGGGGGAGGGGGGGAGGGGGAUGUAGGGCUCUGGGAUGGGGAGGAGGAGAAUGGGGAUGCAGAGGAGGAAGAGGAGAAACAAAAGAAGAAAAAGGGUAGGAGGACAGGUGGAAAGGGCACGUACUAGUGAACUGGAGUUGACUCAACGGAUCCUGAAAGGCCUCAGAAAUGCACGAGUUUUGCUGGAGCCAUGACCUGCAAUCAGCUUGUGUUUUGCUGGAAGCUGAUUGCUUGCCAGUUAGGGGAAGAGAUGGACAGGGUUCAGGUCUGCAAGU
Messenger RNA from Closterium sp. NIES-67, 846 nucleotides. The record is from the annotation of a GenBank genome assembly. Lineage: Eukaryota; Viridiplantae; Streptophyta; Zygnematophyceae; Desmidiales; Closteriaceae.